This is a messenger RNA of Metarhizium robertsii ARSEF 23, 1176 nucleotides long. Its product is annotated as Ribonuclease H-like protein. The transcript has a single exon. Lineage: Eukaryota; Fungi; Ascomycota; Sordariomycetes; Hypocreales; Clavicipitaceae. Bases 1 to 1176 code for a protein of 391 amino acids. The record is from RefSeq and is a predicted model, not a curated record. Gene Ontology annotation, molecular function: protein dimerization activity.
AUGGACUCAAAAGAAGCUGCACGAGCCGCCCUGGAGCAGAUUGAAUGUGAUGACGAAACUGCGUUUGGCACUGACUUUGCUACUCGAAUAAAGGCGCAGAGGGCACUGGGUUGGCGUCGUCUAGGACCUCUUGGCAAAGUCCACAAUAUUUCAGUCCACAUGCGGGAGAACGAUUACCGGUGGACUCAGUUCAAGAAGAGGGCCGGCAGAUCGCUGGGCUUAGACAACGAUACGCGCUGGAACUCAUGGUUCAUGCUUCUAGACGUUGCCCUUAACCUCCAGGAGCACGUGGAGUGGUAUCAAAGAAAGCAUUAUGAGAACCUUCAGGACGAUUAUCUCGCCCCCAAUGAGUGGGAUAUCCUGAGGGAGACGCGUGCUUUUCUUCAACCAUUCUGGAAGAUAACGCAACUCACAGAGGGUCGCUACGCCACUCUUGAUCGCACGCUUUUCACGAUGGAUGUUCUUCACAGGCAUUACACACAGGCUUUCCAAAAGUAUCACGACAACCCCCCACUCCGCAGCUGCAUAGCUGCCUCUUGGGCUGUGUUCGACAAGUAUUACCAGCUCACGGAUGAGAACCCUGCCUAUGGCGCAGCUAUGCUUCUUCACCCAUCACGUCGUAUGGCUCAUGUGCAGAAAAACUGGCCCAAGUCGUGGCACAGACCGGUUCUUGAUGCCGUGAUGAAGUACUGGGAGGACCACUACCAGAAGUUGCCGAUAACUACUACGACGCCCGAGCUACGAGAUAAGUUGCAGCCGCCCGAUGAGUACGAUCUUCUAGCUCGGGAGCUCGAUGUUAUCAGCCCCGCGUUAAAUAAACUCGACGAAUACCAAUCCUUCGUCACGCAAACGCCUGUUGCCAUCGACUGUUCGCCGCUUGACUGGUGGCUCCGAGAGGAACAGCAACAGAGAUACCCCCGUCUCUCCAGAAUGGCCGUCGAUAUUCUAUCCGUACCGGCUAUGUCUGCCGAACCAGAACGCGUCUUUUCAGGCGCAAGACGGACAAUAUCUUGGGAUCGAUGUCAGCUAGGAAGUCGUACAGUUGAGAGGGGGGAGUGCAUGAAGAGUUGGAUUAAAAGCGGCAUCACCAAAGGAGUUCCGGUAGACUUGGUGGAAGAGGAGGUAGAGAGUACUGGCUCAGUAAAACAACGAGAAUCCACAACAGAUUCAUAUUAG